Messenger RNA from Mycena citricolor, 5964 nucleotides. The record is from the annotation of a GenBank genome assembly. Lineage: Eukaryota; Fungi; Basidiomycota; Agaricomycetes; Agaricales; Mycenaceae.
CAGGAGUCUCCCCGACUAGCAGUACCGGUCCCGGGGUGGAGUAGUGGGACUGAAGGCACCGUGGGCCAGUGUAUGGUACAGGCGAACACUGAAAGCUUGCAGCGUCAUCAUCAAAAUGCAACCGUGACUGAGGUGGCGGCAGUGAGGUCACCGAAACCUCCGAAACCCGGCGCUCAAAUCGAUUGCUUCGAAUGAAUAUAGAGCCGGGCGCUCAGCGCCUCAAUUUGUUUCUUCAGACGGCUAUAAGAGACGAAGCCUGAGGUGGAGAACGUCAUAUCUUCUAUCGCUAUCCAAUGCCUGGCACCCAGUUCGAAUACGAUUUCAAGACCCCAUCUUACACGGGCAAGACAAGCUUCGCCACGGGUGUCUUCAUCGACGGCGAGUUUCGUGACGGCGCUAAGGGCAAGACCAUCGACGUAUUCAACCCCACCAAUGGUCGCGUCGUCACCCAAAUUUCUGAAGCCACGCCUGCGGACGUGAAAUUGGCUGUCAAGGCUGCUCAGCGGGCCUUUGACACAGAAUGGGGGCUCAAUGCCCCAGGCUCUCAACGCGCCAAAUUGCUGUACAAUCUCGCUGCGCUCACGGAAAAGCACAUGGAUGAACUGUGUGCCAUCGAAGCCCUGGACAACGGCUGGUCUUGCAAGACCUUUACCUGGGCCAAGAUCGCUGAUCUGAGUUUCGGCAUCGAGCUAUUGAAGUAUUAUGCAGGAUGGGCAGACAAGAUAACCGGCCAGACGAUCGAGACCGAUGAGCGCAAGCUCAUAUACACUCGCCACGAACCGAUUGGAGUCGUCGGCUUGAUCAUCCCUUGGAAUUUCCCACUCAUCAUGUUCCUAUGGAAGAUUGGGCCUGCUCUUGCAACAGGGAACACGCCCUCUGAAUUCACUCCUUUGAGCGCUUUGCGAAUGUGCAGCCUGAUCCAGGAAGCGGGAUUCUCCAAGGGAGUCGUGAACGUGCUCACUGGUUACGGCCCUACUGUUGGCGCUGCCAUUUCUGAGCACAUGGAUAUCCAGAAGAUCUCGUUCACAGGCUCGACGCUGGUGGGACGUAAAGUGAUGAUGGCCGCUGCCAAGACGAAUCUGAAGAACGUCACGCUCGAGCUCGGCGGCAAGAGCCCGAACAUCAUCUUUGACGAUGCCGAUCUGGAGCAGGCAGUCAGCUGGGCGGCGCACGGCAUUUUCUGGAAUCAAGGUCAAGCUUGUUGUGCUGGCUCGCGGAUUUUUGUGCAAGAAGGAAUAUACGACCAGUUCCUCGAGUUGUUCACACAAAAGUCGAGGAGCAUUCGGGUUGGGGAUCCGUUCUCAACCGAGGUCGAUCAGGGCCCGCAAGUGAGCCAGCAACAAUACGACCGCAUCAUGUGCUACAUCGACUCCGGUGUCCAACAAGGUGCGACCAUCCACCUCGGUGGCAAGCGGCACGGAACGGAGGGUUAUUUCAUCGAGCCUACUAUCUUCACCGACACCACCCCCGACAUGAAGAUCGUGCAGGAGGAGAUCUUUGGGCCCGUCGCUGUUGUCAUCAAGUUCGAAGACGAAGCCGACGUACUGCGCCAGGCCAACGAUACCUGCUACGGCCUUGCUGCUGCGGUAUUCUCCCAGAACAUCAUCCCCGCUCUCGAUACCGCCCACAAACUCCAGGCCGGAACUGCCUGGGUCAACUGUGCCAACUAAUUGCACCCGAAUGUGCCCUUUGGCGGUUAUAAGCAGAGCGGUAUCGGCCGAGAGCUUGGGCAGCAAGCGCUGGACAAUUUCACCAACGUCAAGGCCGUGCACGUCAAUCUCGGCCACCGCAUGUAGUUUUGGCACGCCCCACAACCACUCGUGUAGUCGUGAUUCUCAUCAAGUCGGUUGUAAUUGUAUGACCUGGCUUCGGUAUUCCGACAUCGGUCCUCUUCCUCUUCCUCUUCCUCAAUCAGCUCGGCAUGCACGAGACAGCUGAGUGUGGCGACCAAUCAGGAGACACUGAGACAUGUGUAUACGGGGACCCCGAUACGCAAUUUUAUUUUAGCCUGCCUGAGCUGGAUCGCACUGGCUUCUGCUGGAUAUCGACCCAACGACUUGGUGGGAAUGGUUUACCUUCAAGGCUCACGGGGUGAUUAUCAGCAUUUGCCCGACUAUCGAAUCACUUGACGACCGGUGUCCGGGCCGUCGCCCCAGACCCCUUGAAGAUCCUUGGAGAAAACCUAAUCGCAUGACCGGAUCACAUAUCUCUUUCAGCUGCAAUACUUGAUCGUGCCAGUGCGCGGCUGAAGACCCCAUCAAACGGGAUCGAAUUCCCCCAGAAGUUUGCUCCCGUCACUGCUGUGAUGCAUUUAUCAUCCACAGCAGUUUCGAGUCUGAGGACAGCGCAAAUCGACGAUUCGCACGGAUCCACAGGAGCCUGGGACAGCUGGAGAAGCGCUCACGUGAAGCACGCCACGGAGCCCCGACGGACACUGCAGCAGACAGCCGCGGCUUGGUAAUCUUCUGUCCAAGUGAUUCCAAAGCCCGAGCACUCUGCCCGCAGCUGACGCAGUAUAGCGAGGACAAUCCCUCGGAGGUUCACUAUUUAUCGCGUAGAAGCACCCAAGUAAAGAGACUGGAUUAAGAUAUUGCGGACAUAGCGUUCCAUAAUAGAUCAUCUACACGGAGUACCAAAAAUAAUUCCGCGGUUCUCCUGCGCGGAUCGUUCGAAGGUGCACUGCAAGUCUCUGUUCCGAACAGAUCCGGCGGCUGCCGAUCUUUGCCGGCGGGGUGAUCAUGUAGACAUCAUAUGUUUCAACUUUGCAAACAAUUCUUCCGGAUCUCUGUGGCCAAUUGUGGCACCCGUGCCCACCCAGAAGGUCAGAUGAUGCGAGUGGGGACCCGACUCCCACACACUAGUACCCCUGCGAGCAUCGCCGACCCAGCCUGCUCAACACGCAAGAGCACUGUCGAGGAUCAGCUGAAAUCACUUACUCUUCCGCAGUUGCUCAGAAGUCUUGGAUUCUUCCCCCACGAAGGAAGGCACUGGGUAUAUAACGCUGAGCGUUAUCAAUUAUGUCAUUAGGAACGCCGCGAAGUCACCGGGACCUGCCAAAACCCGGUACUUGAAUGGAUUUCUUCGAAUGAAUAAUAAUACAAAAGGCCAAGUGUGAAUCGGAAGACGGCAUCUUCUCCCUCUCCCCCUCUUCGAUGCCUGGCACCAAGUUCGAAUUCGAUUUCAAGACCCAGUCGUUCACGGGCAAGACAAGCUUCCCCACCGGUGUCUUCAUCGACGGCGAGUUCCGUGACGGCUCCGAAGGCAAGACCAUCGACGUCGUCAAUCCCACCAAUGGCCAGAUCCUCACCAAGGUUUCUGAGGCAACCCCCGCGGACGUGGACCUCGCGGUCAAGGCCGCUCAGCGCGCCUUCGACACGGAAUGGGGCCUCAAGGCGUCUGGUGCCCACCGUGCACAGUUGCUAAUCAAUCUCGCGGCUCUCAUGGAAAGCCAUAUUGAUGAGCUCUGCGCCAUCGAAGCGCUGGAUAACGGCAAGACCUUUGGUUGGGCUAAAGAUGUCGAUGUGAGGUUCGGCAUCGACACUAUCAAGUAUUAUGCAGGAUGGGCAGACAAGAUAUCCGGCCAGACCAUCGAGACGGACGAGCGCAAACUCAUAUACACCCGCCAUGAGCCCAUCGGAGUCGUUGGCCAGAUCAUCCCUUGGAAUUUCCCGCUCCUCAUGUUCACGUGGAAGAUCGGACCGGCGCUUGCGACAGGCAACGCGGUAGUCCUCAAGCCUUCGGAAUUCACCCCUUUGACUGCGUUGCGAAUGUGCAGCCUGAUUCAGGAAGCGGGAUUCCCCAAGGGAGUCGUGAACGUGCUCACUGGUUACGGCCCUACUGUCGGCGCUGCCAUCUCUGAGCACAUGGAUAUUCAUAAGGUGGCGUUCACAGGCUCGACGCUCGUCGGUCGCAAGGUGAUGGAGGCCGCUGCCAAGACGAAUCUUAAGAACGUCACGCUUGAGCUCGGAGGCAAGAGUCCCAACAUCAUCUUCGACGAUGCGGAUCUAGAACAGGCGGCCAAUUGGGCGGCGCACGGCAUUUUCUGGAAUCACGGACAAGCUUGCUGCGCAGGCUCGCGAAUCUUCGUCCAGGCCGGGAUCUAUGACAAAUUCCUCGAGCUGUUCACGAAGAAGUCGAAGAGCAUCCGGGUUGGGGAUCCGUUCUCAACCGAGGUCGAUCAGGGCCCGCAAGUGAGCCAGCAACAAUACGACCGCAUCAUGGGCUACAUCGACUCAGGUGUCCAACAAGGUGCGACCAUCCACCUCGGUGGCAAGCGGUACGGAACGGAGGGCUAUUUCAUCGAGCCAACCAUCUUCACCGACACUACCCCUGACAUGAAGAUCGUGCAGGAGGAGAUCUUCGGGCCCGUCGGUGUUGUCAUCAAGUUUGAAGACGAAGAGGACGUACUGCGACAGGCCAAUGACACUUUCUACGGCCUUGCAGCUGCGGUGUUCUCCCAGGACAUCAACCGCGCUAUAGAGACCGCCCACAGACUCCAAGCUGGAACUGCAUGGGUCAAUUGUGUCAAUCAACUGCACCAGAAUGUGCCAUUUGGUGGCUACAAGCAGAGUGGCAUCGGCCGAGAGCUUGGGCAGUAUGCGCUGGACAACUAUUCCAACGUCAAGGCCGUCCACAUCAAUCUGGGUCAUCGCAAGUAGGAUUGUCAAUGGUCGUGUACAGUAGUGAUUGUAACUGAAGACUUUUGUAAUUUUAUGAUUCGUCAUCUGCAUCUCGUCAUCCCUCCUUUUCCCUUUCGAACAUCAUCAUGCUCAGCGCGUUCGCGAGACGGCUGCACGCGCCGCGACUAUGCGUCCCUUUCGGACUCAGGCGCGCGUAUGCCAUCCCCGCCGCGUCCAAUGACAUCUCCGGCGAGGACAUGAAGAAACCGCCCAAGUCGACCACCCCAUUACGGCGCUCGGCUUCGGCAUCACUUCCCAUUCGAGCCAAUCCGACGCCGACCAGAAGCAGCAUCCAAACAGUCUUUACACUCGCGACCGCGGAACGAUAUUUGCUAUCCCGGCUCAGAGCACAUGUCGGACCCCCGCUGCAUGCUCAGAAAUUCCACGAAUCGUGGUGGGUGUCGCGGUGGGGUAGAGCGGGGAAGGAGGGCGAGAUAUUCGUCUUCGCGAACGGCAGCUUCGUCUGUUGGGGUCUCGAAGAGGAAGACGCGCACCGGUUUGCGCUUGAGGUGAUCGAACGCGUUCCCGGGUCCGAGGUAUCGCGUCUUCCCAAGCCAGAGACAGAGGAACUGGAGUUCGUGAUAGACCCUAUCGAAACGACGCGGCUUCAAGGCGACUUGAUCAUCCUCGGCAAGGGCCCCGAACUGAACGAAGUCGCCGCGCCCUCCCCCCUCCCAUCCAUGGCGCUCCCUCUGGAGACCCUCUACGCUCGUUAUGCAUUCUCUCAAGCUUUGUCUCGGUCGACGGCUUUGUCGGCGCUGGAAGUGUCCCUGGAAGAAUAUCUGUCCUCUAUGGCUCUCCUCCCGCAUUCUCUAGCCCAAACGGGCCAACCUGGAAUGGGCCGUAAGGCUCUAGUGAAGAAACUCGGGGAACUGAUGAAGUUUCGACAAGGAUUAAACCUCAACCGGGAAAACUUCAGUGACGUACCCGAUUUCUACUGGACAGAAGCGCAACUAGAAAAAUACUUUCACACAUUGAGCGAUGCGCUCGACGUCAAAGCGCGCACGGACUCUGUAAAUGACAAGAUCACUUAUGCCGCAGAAGCUCAAUCUGUUUUGAGACAAUUACUUACUGAGACUUCCACGCAUAGCAUGGAGCUUGUUAUCAUUGCACUGAUUGCCGUAGAGGUUGUCAUCGCAUUAAUCCGCGACGGACCUGAGCUGUGGGAGAUGUUUACAGGACAACCUGUCUCUCACAAGCCUGCUGCUCCUGAUUCUGCAGUUGUAUGAUAGAGUAUCAUUCAUUACAUAAGUACACAACAAUCCCAUCUCACUUGACGGUGCUA